This is a messenger RNA of Durusdinium trenchii, 2265 nucleotides long. The record is from the annotation of a GenBank genome assembly. Lineage: Eukaryota; Dinophyceae; Suessiales; Symbiodiniaceae.
AUGACCCUUGUCCCACGUGCCUGGCAAGGCAUGCAUGUGGGACAAUUGUGGAUGCUGGAAUUGUUUGCAGGAUCGGCAGUGCUUUGUUCAGUUGCUAAGCAACAAGGGCUCUACAACAGCAUUGCCGUCGACAAGACACAGAAGCAUGGUUGUUUUUCUAGCAUCAUUAGGCUAGAUUUAACGCGUGAAGCUGAUAGUUCGCUUGUUGAUGCUUGGCUUGAUUCGGGGCUGCUCAUUUGGGUGCAUCUAGCUCCUGUGUGCGGCACUGCUAGCCGUGCACGGGAUAUCCAGGUUUCAGCAAAUGAUCCGCCUCCCCUGCGCAGUAAUGAACAUCCGAAUGGUUUUCCAGACUUGGCAGGACGUGAUUUGCUCAGGGUCAACAUAGCAAACAAGUUGUUUUCUUUUGCGCGCCGCAUCUUCGCUGAGGCCACGAAACGUGGAAUUUUGGCAACGAUGGAGAAUCCAAAGAAUUCAUAUUUUUGGUGCACCACAUAUUUCUUGCAAUUGUGGAAGACUGUUGAACUUUAUUGUGCUGAUUUUCAAGUGUGCAUGUAUGGUGGUUCCAGAGACAAGUGGACACGGUUCAUCGCAAACUUUCCGGAAGUGGCUGAGUUGUCCGUUGAGUGCGAUAGAAAGCACUCCCAUGCUCCUUGGAGGUUUGCUCACAAUCCUGAAGGAAAGCGUGUUUGGGCAACGAGCCUCGAGAGCCAGUACACUCGUCCACUGUGUCUAGCUACUGUUCAGGUAAUCUUGCAGAAAGCUGCUUCCCAAGGUCUUCACCUAUUGCCCCAGACCUUAAACGAAAUCCGAAAGCAUCCGUUGUUGCAUGCACAACAGGCUCAAAUUAGUGUUGGACUGCAGCCAUUUCGAAAGAAAAUACCACCGUUGGUUCCAGAUUUCGAUGCAAUCGUUGUUGCUGUCCUUCAGGACAAAUCCGAAGUCCCAGUCCCUGUCCUCGGCAAGGCUCAAAAUGAUUUGCACCUUGUGUCCGUUGAGCUUCAACUUCUUUUGAUCCCCAAAUAUGCACGGCUGCUUCGCCUUUUUGCUGCCUCCGAUUCUUUAAAAGGGGGGCUUGAGGAAUCCGAGACAGCUGGAAAAUCCGAAUCUGGUGCCGACCUUAGCUUGUAUCCUUUUCGAGCUGUUUUUGGCUUGCCAUGGGAGCCGGAAAAGUUCAUUGAAAAGGCGGUGACAGCCGGUCACCCAGCCUUGACCGACAUGAGCAUUCCAGAAGAUCUCCAAAUUGCCAUUGACAGAAAUUUAGCUUGGAAUGAUGAGCAGAUGUCCAAAUAUAGAUCGGAUUGGGCAAAGCAUUGGUUGAUGAGGGCAAAAGAGCUUGAUGCUGCAGAAAGCCUGGACAGGUCGUCCAGGCCUGAACAUGUGAGACACAGCACCUCGUCGAAACGCCUGCUGCUGACGGAUGAGAUUUUGGAUAGCAUACAAUAUGAAGACAAAGCUGCAUUAAACAUUCUGCGCGAGGGCUCCACUUUGGCGGGCCGCAUUGAGAGUUGCUGCAUCUUUGAACAACAGUUCAAACCGUGCUUGAUGACCCUUGAUCAGCUGGAAGGUGGUGCAAAGCGCCGGAAUCAGGCCAUUCUUGCGAUGACUUGUAGCUGCGGUGACGAAGCUCUGGAUCAGCAAGUAUUGGCCGAAACUAGAGCUGAGCUUGAAAAGCAAUGGGCUAGAGGACCUUUUGAACUGGACACCCUGCCAGAGGGUGCUGUCAUUUCUCGUAGGUUCCCGCUUGUGCAAUCAAACAAAGUCCGAAUGAUCGAUGAUUUUUCCAUCAGUGGCAUAAAUGAUUCGUGCACGAUUCAUUCCAAGAUUGACCUGCACAUGAUCGACACGCUGGGAGCGGUCAUCCGGAGAUAUUUUCAAGCUUGCGGUGCGAAAGAAUGUGAUAGCCGGCUUCUGGCCAAGACCUUCGAUCUCAAGAGUGCCUAUAGACAGGUGCCCAUACAAAGCCAACACCUAAAGUAUGCCUUUUUCAGCAUCUACAACUGCGAAGAAAGAAAGCCCGAGAUUUACCAACUGCUGGCCCUGCCUUUUGGGGCCACGCACUCGGUUUAUUCCUUCCUUCGACUGGCGAGACUCAUUCACAGCAUUGCUGCUAGAGGUUUGUAUGUUCUCAACACGAACUUUUAUGACGAUUUCGUGUUGCUGUCCAAACCUGAAAGUUGCAAGUCAGCAGACCUGGCAAUGGAAGUUUUGUUUAUGCUGACCGGUUGGGAAUUUGCCCGUGAUGGAAAGAAGGCAACGCUUUUUUGA